AUGCGCAAAUGGUUUAGUGGUAAAAUCCAACGUUGCCAUCGUUGGGCCCCCGGUUCGAUUCCGGGUUUGCGCAUUUUUUUUCAUAUUUUUAUAAUGAAUUUUACACUAGAAUCCACUUAG
Messenger RNA from Priceomyces carsonii, 120 nucleotides. RefSeq lists its product as uncharacterized. The record is from RefSeq and is a predicted model, not a curated record. NCBI's taxonomy places the organism in Eukaryota, Fungi, Ascomycota, Pichiomycetes, Serinales, Debaryomycetaceae. The transcript has a single exon. Bases 1 to 120 code for a protein of 39 amino acids.